Aspergillus melleus is the source of this 621-nucleotide messenger RNA. RefSeq lists its product as uncharacterized. The record is from RefSeq and is a predicted model, not a curated record. Bases 1 to 621 code for a protein of 206 amino acids. The transcript has 6 exons. Lineage: Eukaryota; Fungi; Ascomycota; Eurotiomycetes; Eurotiales; Aspergillaceae.
AUGACAUACGUUAACAAAGAAAGCGUCACGGCCAUCGGUAUCAUCUUUCCGGUUCUUGUCAUCGUAUCGCUGGGGAUUCGAGCUUCGGGAUGGCGACGGAAUUCACGGAUCGUCGGGGUCGAUGACUUUCUGAUCGUGCCUGCUGCGUUGCUCACGAUAGCUGCCGGAGUAGCGAUGGUCAUAGGGGCGCAAAUGGAGAUUGUCGGAGGGCACUCUGACCUAGGAAUCACUGCUUCCAAGCAGAGACAAAUCGGAAAGUUCGAAUACGCCUUUUGGAUCGGCCACGUCCUCGCCAUCGGCCUGAUCAAACUUGCCCUACUCUUCCUCUUCCGGCGGAUCUUCAAAGGCAACGCGUACCGAACUCCCUUCGACUACGCCAACUGGACUCUGAUCGUCCUCGUCACAUUGUGGACGCUAAUCUUCUUAUUCUUGGAGGUCUUCGCAUGCGGUGCAGACCCGUCCGUCAGCUGGGCCAGUCUGGCUUCGCUGCGAAGUAAAUGUGUCGAUACGUUUGCGAUGCAGACUGGUUGCGCAGUGUUCAGCUGGGUCAUGGAUUUGGCGAUUUUGAUUGAGCCGUUGUUUAUGAUGAUGUCCAUGGUUAGAUUGCGCCUUUGCAAAUGA